Molecule: messenger RNA, 11239 nt
Organism: Bursaphelenchus okinawaensis
Lineage: Eukaryota; Metazoa; Nematoda; Chromadorea; Rhabditida; Aphelenchoididae
Source: the annotation of a GenBank genome assembly
AUGACAACAUUUAAUAUAAUUCAUUUUCAGAUUCGAAACGGUAUCUGGACUGGGAAUGUCAGCCUAUCAACCUGUGAACCCUAUACCUCAACCAACUCUACCUUACAACUGGUGGCUACAGUAACCGACAGUAACCAAGAGUCCGAGACAGUAGCAAUUGAAUAUGAUCCUAAAGGUGCAGAGUUGGAGAUCAUAACAUCUCGACCGGUCAUAACUGAAGAUGUAAAGGAAGCUCACUUUUAUGUAGGUUUACUUUACUCUACGUUACUAGGAAUUUACUACGUUAUUUGAGAUAGCAUAGAUUGUCUUUAAUAUGAUAGGCUGAAGGUAAGAUUAAAAUACCAUUAUACGCUGCUAUAAUGUCUUAUACCCCCGCUUUAUGUACUAUAACAUGGUAAAACAAGUUAUACUUAAAAUCAUAUAUGAUAAGAUGACAUAAAAGUACAUAUAAGUCAGACUAUGUUGUUAAAUAUCUAACAAGAUAGCCAGUACAAACAUAGUGUGUCGUCUACAAUAUCGUGCAAAUUUUAAUUAAAAUGCCUGAGGGGGAAGAGUCCGGAAUUAGUCAUUUUGACUCAAUCAUAACAACAUACGAUGAUUCGGCUAUAUUUACAUUUCCACAAAUAUACGGAGGGUUUGGCAGCAGUAAGUUUUUACAUGUAGGUGUAGUAAAAAAUGUUUUACCCCCUUGCAACUCUGCACCCCUUAGUGCCCCCAUCACCUUGUACCUAUACAAGUUUAUAUAUACACGUGCAUACCAUCGUAUGUCCAUGGUAUGUCCUUAAAUUUGCAUAAAUUAAGCGAUGAUUACUAUAGUAACACGAUUCAUUUACCGAGUACUCUUUGGCGCGGAAGUGAGUGUAAAUGUACUUGGAAAGCGGAGAAAACACGUAAUUUGUUAGAGACAGUCGGCUGUCCGCAAGAUCACGAACCCUCAGGUGAAAUCCGAUACUGACAUAUGCACACCAUACGAACACUUCUCGAUACAGUGUUUCUGCUUCUUGUAUUUUUAGUGCUAAAGUCCGGAAGCUAUAUCAAUAGGGAGGUUAAGACAACAUUAGUAGAAAUGUCAUUAUAAGGUAAUGUACUAAUAGCUACUAUAGUAAAAUAAGAUGCCAAAAGUCACAAGUAUAGCAAACUAUGGUAAUAUGAUACAAGUAAUCCUUAUCAAUAGUAUUCUAUAAUAAUACCAUGGUAUUUUGUGAUACCUACAGUUAUUAUCAAUUGUACCUUCUAACAUCAAUAGUUACUGUCAAUGUUAUCUUGUAACAUGAAUAGUUACUAUCAAUUUUAUCUUGUAACAUCAAUAGUUACUGUCAAUGAAACGUUGUGAUAUCAAUAGUUACCACCCUUUGUAAAUUAAGAUACAAAGCAGUUACCAUGCAUUCAUAAUAUUAUUGCUAGAAGACAUACGAUCCUGUACCGAGUAUGUGUUUAUUGUUAUUUAAUCGGCUUAGGAUUUUUACUAUAGUAAAAUAUGGUAUGUUGAUACGUCUAAAUACAUAUCCAAGUCAUCUACGGUGUAAGAGUUGAAAAGUUAUUAUAGUAGAUAUCAAGUCUAAAAGAACAUAAUACUGUUUAUAGUACCAACGUAUUACUUUACUGUAGUAAAACCUAAGAUAAGGUAAAGCAAAAAGAAAUAUGUACCUCUAAAACAUAGUAAGAUACCUAGACACCGUAUAAUCAUUUACUACACCGACUUACAUGACUUAUAGUUAAGUGACAAAAACCGGUUUACCGAGUAACUCCUUCUUAGUAAAAGCGAUAAUAACAUGCCAUUACAAUAAUUAAUGGUGAGUUACAUUAUAAAAGCGCCUUUUACAUUUUCUGGCCAAACAUGUUGUGCAAGAUGUCACAACAACAAAAGUUAUUUACUGGAGCCAAGUAGUAAACAUAGAUAACUCGAUAUAAACACGGUAGACCAGGAACAUACAAAAGAGUAAACAUGGUAAACCACUAGGUAAUAGACACAGUAAACGGGUAAGAUACGAUUGCUAAAUAUAGUAAAUGAGUCAGAUAUAGGUUGAAUAUAUGCAUAGCAGGUAACAAAGAUACGAUAAAUUACCACAGUUUUGUACCAACGAUGUCACCAUAUAUGUAUUUUCAUAUUUCAUUUUACCACAGUAAACCCCUAAAGUGCAAUUCCUUACUACAGUAACUGCCGUGAUAUUAUCUUUGAAAUAACAAAUGCCCAAGAUACUAUCAGUAAACAUUUCAAACAGCCAAGAUACGAACAGGGACAUGCUAAACGAUACAAAUAUAAUUGGGUAGACCACCCACCGUUCCCCGGCGUUCCAAACCUUCCCAUGCCCCUAGGGGAUCGUUCGGUCUGCCAGCGCCUCACGGCAUGAUCAUAUCUUUUAAACUCUCGACCUUUGCACCCUAAUUGAAUCAUGUUAGACUAUAUAUGGCAGUACUAAUAUGGAAAGUAAUAAAUUUGAAAUUAGUUUUUAAUUUUUAACUUUAUGUUAUAGUGUCUAGCAUAACUCGUGUUAAUACUGAAAUCGUAUAAAGUGCUGCCAUUAAGCAGAGUCAUAAGCUUGAAGACGUAUUAAAAAGAUUUGAAAAACUAGAAAUACAUCUACACACUACAAAGUCGACGUUACAUGUACUUUCUGCACUUUUACAGACUAAACACAAGCUUAAUACGUACUUUUACAGCUUAAAAAUGAAAUAAAAACUUUAAAAUUUGUAAAAAUAACCCUAAAGCUAUGGCCAGCAGACAAGUAACGAGGGUAAUAUUCCUAGAGUAAAACAAAACAGAAAAUGCCACUUGGCAUAAUAUGCAAUGUCACUUCCAAAAAUGACUUUUUAAUGUUAUAUAUACAUCAAGAAAAUAACUUUUUGUUUACCUCCCUCCCCCUCUACAGAAAAUAUCUAAAAAAUUUAAAUAAACAUUUGAAAAUAUUAAAAUAAAUACUAAGUCCCGGCCCAAUUUAAACCUGUCCAAUGAGGCUGGUUUUUUUUCAUCUAUGUUAAUAUAAAAAAAUAAAAAAAACGUUGUCAGUAUAAAAAGUACAAAAAGUAUAGUAAAACGUUCUUCCAGCAGCAUUAUUUUUUCCAGUUUUUAACUAAAUUAACUUCCGUAGCCUAAAGCAAUUUCUUUUUAAAACCAUUCAAAUCCGAAGAUUCAAAAUAACCGAAAAACAGGACUAACAAGCAAUGAUAAGUGCUCCUUCUGCGCAAAGUUCUAUCAAAUUUCAAAUUGGCUUUUGGAAUAAAAUUAUUUUUAAAAUCCAUGUUUAAGCAAAAUUUAAAAACUGGAAAAAAUUAUACUUUGAAUUUGACCUGAUAGUACAAAUCUCAACAAAAGUUCCAUUUUUGAUUAAUGGAACGACAUCUAUCAUUAACUUAACUAGUGCUGUUUGUUACGGCGUAAUUAGGCGGGCGGGGAGAUUAAGCUAAUAAAUGUAAACAAACAGUCCAACUAUAAUCUAUAGCACAAGGUAAAUUUAUAGCGGAAAGUAGUAAAUGGCAGAGGUUUUAGGUAAAAUACGUGUUCCGUAUAAUAUUUGUAAGAUAGUACAGCGAUAUUUUUACUUUACACACAAUCCCACCUAUUAUACACCCAAUUUUCUUUAAAACUAACAAACGUAAAAGUAGAAUUUCAUAACUAUAAAGUCCGCACAUUGCCUACAACAAACAAGACUACCGUGCCAAAGUAUUGUAGCCGCGACAUGCACCCCAAUUAUAUCCAAGUAAAGAUUAAGUAUGAAAAUUGUAAAAGUAGGACGCCCGAAAUGAAUAAUUAAACAGUAAUUGUAUAUUUAAGUUAAUUUUAGAUGAGGCUAGGGUAAUUAGAAUGUGUCAAUUUUGAUGUAACAUCACCAUGGUAUGUCGGGUUUCUACUUGGUGGGAGGUCUGCUGAAUUAACAAUAGGACUAAAUAAAGAAUUUAGCAGUUCAAAAGUUUCUAGAACUUUGCACAGUCAAAAUUUUACAUUUUUUAAACUUUUUCUUAAAUUUUAACUUUUUAAUUCAAUUUGGAAAAUUUUAGGCUUAAAAUAGUUAAGUAAUGAAUAAUAUCAUCACAAGCUGACUUAAUUACUGAAAUGUUCAAUAUUAUGCACCAAAAUAUGCGCAAAACAAAGCAAAAUUGUAAAAAAUAGCCUUAAAUAUCACCAUAUAUAGAACCAGACCCGCCAAAAAUGAAUUGGAAAAAACAACAAUACCCUUAUCAAUCCUUAAAAUCAGAAUCGACCCUCCACAGCGGUCGACAAUGGAAAUGACAUUAAUUAAGAUGACUUCAUCCAAUUCAAAAAUAAAAGCAAAAAAAGACAUUUACAGUAAUUCAAUAGGUCUUUGUGAACCCACACUGUAGCUUUUGAUACGUAAAUAAUUUCAAUAGGAGCAGCAAUUCUUACAGUAAGCACGAAAUUCUGAGCCUCACUAUAAUUUAAAUUCUAUUUCAUAUUUUUAUAAGUAUAUAACAUAAUAAUGAUCAUCUAAUUUCAGGUAAAAGUUCUAUCGCCCCUAUCACCAGAAGCAGAACUAGUCAUUGAAAGCUUAUGUGUAUCAGACAGUGUCGCAGUAAAUGGAAAAGUAGACCACCCCCGUUUCCAACAGCUUGAUGGAUACUACUCAUCGAAAAUCGAUGUGGACCCUCUUUGCAGCAUCAAUGUCAUUAAAGUAAGACUUGAUGUUCUAGAUAUUCAGAAAAAGUGCAAAAACCCUUACACUUUCAUAAGUUACAGACUUGCACGCAGUAAACCCAGUUAAAAAGACAAAUUUCAACCGCGUUUCGAUCAAUUACAGCUACGUAUACGUGUUUAGAUACGACACCUCCAAUUGGUUUUUGUUUUUUCCAAAAAUUUACAAUAUAAAAGCAAAAGAACAGGAGAUAACACUACUACUUAAUGGCUUUACAGAUUUCCAUAUUUCAUUUAUUAUACCACUUAAGCACAUUUCAAAACGCUCUUAGUAAUCCAUGGUGCGGUGAAAAACUCUGGCAAAAGUUCAACGUUAAAUUUUGGAAAUUUAAAAACGAUGAAAUUUGAAAAAUUAAUUUUAAAUUUUAAAAACCAGGCUUAAAACUUAUUUACUAUAACAUAAAAAAAGUUACUGUGGUAAAUAAUAAUACAGUUGUAUGCAACGUAUCAUCUAAUAUAGUAAAGCUUUUAGGCCUUUACCAAAACAAAUGGCAAAGUGGAUGCAAAUUCGGCAGAACUCCUCGCCUGGCCUAACCUCGGCCACAAUAACCAGCUACAAUUCAACUGGAUUACACCUCGGAAGCAGCACAAAUUCGUAUACCACGACAAAGAAAUCUUUCAAUUCAAAGUCCCCCACAUCAACGACCUUAACUACGCGGUAAGUACAACAAAAAUGUGACAUUCAAUUCAAUAACAUUUCAAAAAUUUCGGCUUUUGCAAAGCUAUUAUACCAUUAUAAGACAGAAGACUUCUAAUUUUACAUAAUAUUAUGACCUUUUUUAUUACCUAUGUACCUUUAAAAACUAUUUUAGAUCGUAUGUGAGAACCAAGUAAAAGACUAUGGUACUUUGAAUGGCGACAAAUUGGCCUUUGAAGUAACCGGUCCUAUCAGUGGUCUAUGUACAGUAUACGUCUAUUCAGCUAGUGCUACGAAUAAUAAGGUAGACAUGUGGACAUUCUACGCUGAUACACACGAAUGUCCUCAAGAUACGGUAAGCGAUAAACAAGCACACAAAUUUAAGUUCACUCUUACAAUUAAAAAAAUUUUUUUUUAAAUUCUUUACAAUUUGCUACCUUAAAAAAGCACUUUUUACCUCCCCGCCUUUACCCAAAACGUCCCCCACGCCCUCUAACCAACCCUCCUACCUCUAAAAACAAUAUUACAGUACUCAGUAGCCGUAUCACAAAGCAAUAUCCAAGUGGGAGAGAAUCUAAACGUCCAAAUGAAAGGAGAACCUCAAUCGCUAGCCUUACUACGACUUCUAGACGCUAGACUAGAAAGUUCCCUACAGAACAACCAUCACAACAAACGCCACAAGAUGUACUACUUUUCAGAAUUCCAUCGACCAGAAAGUUUCUCCUCACAAACAUCGUACCUUAACGGUUUCCUUAACGUGAGAACAUUGUUCGAGGAAGUCAAAACCCUGUGUCACACAGCAGCCAUGAAUGUAGUAACCUGUGAUGUUCAACAUCAUGUUGGCUACUCUGCCAUUUCUGACAGUUGUUUGGCCGGCAUCACUUAUCAAUGCAACAAACGAGGUGGAAUAGAACAAGCUCCUGUUAGAGAUGGUACUGAAGCAGCACAUCCAUCUGAAGCUCCACGAAUUCUACUCGCUGGACCUGGUUGGUGUAAGUACAACAUUUCGUUUGCGUCUACAUAUUGCAAAAUAUACAUCAUAUACAUAUAUGUUUAAUAGACCAUGUAAAUAUUUUGCGAAAAAAACGACGAAAAAUUUUAAAUUUCAUAGUUGACUAAUAUUGUCAAAAAUUUUAGAUCGCCCAGCAACUACAACAGAAAGGGUCUUGACAUUACAAUCGGCUCCAUCACAAGAUGAUCCCGGUACUAAACAAGAAGAACAACAAGACUCUAUACGAGACUUCUUCCCUGAAGUUUGGCUUUUCGAGGACUAUGUGAUGCCGUAAGUCAAUAAAAAGUAACCGUUUCCGUUUAAUCACGUAGCAAUUCAUAAAAUCUGGAAAAAAUACAGUUACUACGGCUAAACUAACUCUCAAAAAUAUUAUUGUAGAGAAAGUGGAGAAGCUUCCUUAAGCUUGGCCAGCCCUCAUUCGGUGACAAGGUUCGUUUUACAAUCUGGGUUUUGGACCCAAAAACGCUUUGAUAUGUGCACUACACCGACACACAACAUUCAAAUCGAACGGAAGAUAUACAUGAAUGUAGACAUACCACUACAUGUAUAUGAAAAUGAGACAAUCCAGGCGAGAAUCACAGUUAGUGGAGAUCAUACUGACAGUAGGCAGGUAAUAAGCAUAGUUUCAAAUAUGUUACAAUUUAAAAUAAUAAUUAAAAAUUUAAAGUUACAAUCAUUUGUAUAAAGAAGUUUCCGGAAGAGUAUUUUACCUUUUCUUCCAUAAUGUAAUUAUCAUAUACAUCCAUAUUUAGCUCUCAAUCUGCUUCGACUUCCUGUCCCCUAUCGUCUGUGGCGAUGUAGGCUCAAAUGGUAUCUUGGGAGAAGUAGAAUACAGUCAAAUCACGUUACAUCCAGGCCAAUCAGUAAUCAAGUCCAUUUUUGUCAAGUUCCUCAAGGUUGGAGAACACAAAUUGACGUUUAAAUUAGUCGAUAAUCCUACCUUUUCGGUUGGAAGAUGGCAUUGUCGCGAUGAUGAGUUACAUGUGCAUGAUCGUAUCCAAAUAAACGUAAAAGUUUCCCAUAGAGUUGAUCUUGACGAACACUUCAGAAAAGUCGUUCUUCAGAAGCCAAUCCAUCCAACGUUACAUCUAUUGGAUGCGGUUCCUCGACACAUGGUUGAUGUAAUACGUAAGUUAUGCUAUUUGUUGUUGAUUUACCAUAUAAGGUAACUUUUUUAAGUUAAUUUAAUGGUUUCUUUCAGAAUUCGAAAAAGAAUUCAUGGACAACGGAACAAUGCUAGCAGACGUCAAAGUACAGUCGAAUGAGAACAUCUUCAACUCGGAAAUUGAGCUUUCAGGUAACAAUAACAACAAUCUAACAGCAUUUCGUUCCUAAUAUCACCACUAAACUGAAAAACAAAUAUAUCUAAAAUAACAAACGCAAAAAUCCAAGUUCUUACCUUAACAGCAACCCAUUGAGUAGUAAAUUGCCAUUGUGUAUAUGACUUAUAAAAUCAAAAUCUAAAAAAUUAAUAAUCUUACCUUCAGAAUGGGAAUAUUCGAAUGUCCAUCCAAAACCAAAGAAGAAUAGGUUACGUUUGUUACGUCGUCAACGCCGUGAUAACAGUGUGUCGUAUGGGUUAAGUUCUGUCAUCAAAGAGUUGUCACAACUUACCUAUCAAAGGCCUCGAGGGAACAACGAAGAUGACGAUUACAACAAGGUCGUCGGAGAUUGUAAGUGUAUUUAACAUUUAAACAAUAUAAAAAUUAAAAAAACGCUUUUAGGUAACAAAUAAUAAGAAAAAAUAAAUAAACAGGAAAGAUAAUCAAUCACACAAUUUUAGUGCUAUCCGAGCUUCUCACUUACUCUGAUUGCACCUCUACCCUAAAUGGCCAAAUUUGUGGCUUUGGAGAAUAUGGAGCACCAGCUAGUCCACCACAACGCGACCCUUUACUCAGUAUUCUAGCCACAUCGUUACUGUGUGAACAAAACGCGGCAGACCAGUUUGUUUGUGGUCCAAUGGAAUAUUUUGCCGAUCUAGCCUCUAGCGACACUCAAAGAAAACCCGAGUCUUAUAUCAACACCAUGAGCUUUGUAAGUUCACUAUUUUGUUUUAUUUAAUACCAUUUAAUUUUAAAAUAAGUUUUUAGUAAAUUUUAUUUGAUAUUUGUCCUAAACUCUCAAACAAUGACCCUUAAAACCAGCAUUAAUAUUUUAGGUAACUAGUUUUCUUCUAAAACUGUAUAAUUUUUUUAGAAAAAUGAAAAAGACCGCAAGGACUUUCUGCUGGCCUUGAUCAGUUGGGUAGGCCGAGACUGCAAGAAGUACACCUGCGUUAACAACUCCAGUGCUUGGAAACACAUUUACAGUCUCAGAUUCGACGAAGUUGGUCAAACUUACCGAGAUUUGAGGUUGGAUGCAGCUUUGGCCAGGGUUGUUACCACUUCUACUUCCAUUAUCAAAAAGGACAGGCUGGUUCAGAAGGCUGAUCGUAAGUUUUUUUUGACAAAUUCGCGGAGAUUUGGCCCAAAAAAUCGAAAAAUCGCACUUUUUUCGAUUUGUUUUGCAGUUUGCAAAUAGUUGGGCGCAAGAGAACUAAAAUAUAAUAAUAAUAAUUUGGACAAAAUUUUGUCGGAAACUGAUAUUUACUGUAAAAUCUUACGCAUAUGAUCGUUAUUAUUAAAAUAUUGUUAAUUAUACCUAAAAUAAGCGACUUUUUUAGUCAACGAGCUUCCAUUUUGGACUGUGAACCUAAAUCAAGAUGAAAACGAUCGAUCAGUUGAUAUUUUACAAGAAUCGGCUCAAAAGGUAAGUUCUUAUUAUCUUCUAGAACUUUUAAAUCGUAUUUGACCAGGUAGGAUAUUUGAAUAGUAGUAAAAUACGUUAUUUAUCGAACUGUUUUCAGAACGCCAAUGUUCUCGCAAAUUCUCUUGGAAUCUUGGCCUUUAUUGCCAAGGAAAGCGAUUACAACUACUGGAAGAACCACCUGGACUUCGACAAGCUCAGUAAAUGGCUGGUGGAGCAACAGAAUAGUAAUGGACAGUACGACACGCCUGUGGUAAUUCUUUUGUUGUUGUAGCUUCAGUUUUGAUUAAAAUUAGGCUACUAACGUUGUUAAUGUUGAAGUUUUUAAAGUUAUUAUUAAUAUUAUCAUUUGGAAUUUAGAGUACUUACUUUGGGUUACGAGCAUUGUAUGUUUAUGGCAAACGACAAGUUGGACAUCGAUUUGUGAAGCAUUUGGUGGGUAAUAUAUCCGUUGAAGGAGAGAAAAAUGGUCGCACUUUUAAUGAAACUGAUCUACCGUUAGCUUUGAGUGUAAGUUAUGAUUUUUUUAGUUUUUUAAUAUAUCGUGUUACAUCAUGCAACUUUUUUAUUUAAAGUUAAGUUUUCUAUGGCUUAUUUUAUUUAUAGUCUUACUACUAUAAACUUAAUUUUAGCUUCCGACAAGUGCCAAGAACGUUCAAGUAGCAUCGUUUGGUGAUUCGCCACUAGUGCUGGGAGUGCGAGUACUGACAGAAAAGAGAAAACGGUCGAAACGAGAUCCUAGCGACAUUUAUCCGGUCGAAAUCAAGAUGCGACAAAAGAGAAAUCCGAAUAAUUCUUUUACUCAAACUGUCGCUAUUACGUAUGUUUUAACAUAUUUUAUGUGGUUAGGUACGGAACGUAUUUUACUCUUACUUUGCUUCAACAGAAGUAUUUUAGGCCACAUUCAGCGCUUCUAAAGACAAUUCAAAUUGAACAUGGUUUCUUCACAGGAUUCACUUCAAGACGAGAAUACCUGCAAACUGAAGUGAGUACAAUAUUGUGGUUAAUUGUUCACAUCUUUAUUAACAUACUUAACUUCUAUGUUUUUAGGUAAAUUUCUAGAUAUUUUAAUAAUUUUCAGUUAAAUUUUAGGGUAACCAACUAGCCAGUCCAGUUCAAUUCUCUUUGACUGCCGCUCACUUUGCUUUACAAAAUUUGGAAAAGGACGUUCCUACUGUAUAUAAUAUUACUGUAAGUGAGCCGGAAAACGGCUACAUACCAGAGAAUCUGGCUCCAAUUGCUAUCAUUGCUAAGAAGAAUGGAGUGGUUGGUAUCUUGGUUAUAGGAUCUGAAGAUGUCAGCUUUAACGAAGGAGUUUUGGCCAUGGAUUUCAGAAGGAAACGUCAUGUCUACAGUAUUGCGGAUAAUAAAGUUGAUUACAGUGCAAAACAAGAAGAUUUUAGAGGACAAGUUGUCUCAGAAUCGAGAAGCAAACGUGAAGUUAGAACUUUACUAGAAUCAAAGUCUGAAAGCUCAGUGGUCGAGACUGUUUGUCUCGAGAAUGGAGCUUGUACUUGUGCCGAAGUUACGUGCGAAACAGAGUGUACCAACUGUAGUAGUACUACUGUCGAGCAGCUUUGUCACGAGUACAAUGAUAGAGGAUUUGGUGGGUUUUUUAAUUGUGAAGUCAAAAAACAUCAAUUAGGCUAACCUAACCUUUUUUCAGCUGUGAUCUUCAGAAUAGUGAAUACACGGGUCGAACAACGAUUAGGGGCCAAUUACGAUGUCUAUGAUGUCAAGAUUCUUGAAUGGUAUGGCAAUGUUACAGGUAUGUUUUUCUUUUUUUACAUUUUUUAAAAUUUUUUAUGAUUUAUGUUUUUUUGUGGUAAAAUACGAUGUAAAGACCAAUUUUGGCUUAUAUUCAAAAAAAGUAAAUUUUAUUUAUGGAUAUAAGUUUACUUGUUCAUUUAUUUAUCAAUAUAUGUAAAUCAAUUUUGCAGAACCCGAAACUUUCUCGAUAUGGCUCAGAGAAUGUAACACACAAUGUCAUGUGAUGACGCGACAAAAUGCUGUAAAAUCUCGAUAUCUUUUGAUCGGAAACCCGGAAGGCAUCUUCUUCGGUAGUCAAUCUACAGAUUCUAGUCCAGAAUUGCUCAAGAAACAUUAUUUAAUGCGGGACGGCGACAGGCUAGCCCGCUCUAUGGACUGCUGGAGCACGUUCAGCCAGUUCCAGGACACGGAAUGUGUCCGUGCAUAA